AUGGCCGAUCUUGCCUGGCUCGACUCCGUCAAUCCUUCCAGCGACUCUUCAGUCGCUCCCGCGUCCCCUAGUGCAGACAUCUUUGGCAGCACCUCCUCCAUGUCCUCCACCCCUUCGCCCGCGCGCAGCCCCAACUUUCCCUCUCAACCUCAGGCUUCCACCUCCACGAGCUCCCCCUCUCCGGCACCUCCCCGUCGCCGCAUUCGGCCGAAGAUUGCCCUUGACGCCAACCAGCCGCUCACUGCCCGCGGUAAGCCUCGCGCGCGUGUGUAUGUCGCCUGCAACCAAUGUCGCUUGCGCAAGACGCGUUGUGAUGGCGCGAAGCCCGUUUGCUUCAACUGCCGGAAGCGCCCUCCCGAAGACGGGGAGUGCAACUACGAAGAGCAGCCCAAGCGCCGCGGGCAGGACAGGGUUCCCGGCGUGCGCAUCCGCUCAGCGAGCGCUGGUUGCCUCGGCAAACGACGACGGCUCGAAGGAGACGAUGGGGAGGAAGACUCGGAGGAGGAUCGCCGACACGACUGUCACGACGAUGACCUCCUGCGAGCGUCCUACGACAACUUCCCACCGCUUGAUGACGAGACCGAAGACUACGACCCCUUCCCUCUCGUUGACCUCGAUGAACCCAAUGUCGACAUCGAGUUCUACACGCCGCCCCCUCGACCACCGUCAACCGCCAUCCCCCCACGUCCUGGUCUGCAGUUCACGCGCGAAACCUGGGACCUCGUUACUAUGUCGUCCCAACAACGCACUUCCACACUCCUGCUCAUUGUUGCCGACCUCCGCGCCCUCUUCACCUCCUCUCUGUGGUGGAUGUCGUUUAUACAUCUCCCUAGGUUUUGGGACACACUCCUCACGCCUUCUCGCCGCACCUCCAUGCAACCUAGCCUCGUCCUCAGUGCGUUGGCUGUAGGUGUCUUCUGUCAAAGCUCCGAAGCAGAGCGAGGUGCUGCGGGACGUCGAAAGGCGCUUAGGCUCAUGGAACUCGCUCUUAGCUCUGUGCAAGGUAGUCUUGCCUCCGGUUGGGUCGACUUCGGGCUCAUUCAGGCUACUUGGCUCUUGGCGUACUUUGAGUUGCAAGCACACCCAGGCCAGUCACUGGAACGCCAUAGAUCUUCCCUUGUUCUCCUUGACUCCCUCGUUCGGCUGUUCUCCCUUACCACUCUUGACGCCGAUAUCCUUGGCACCCACUUCACCUCACGCAUACCCGUUGCUUCUGAUCCCAAUUACAUGCCAGCCGACUUCCUAGCCUGUGCCGACCCACUCUACAUGCAACCCGAGAUGAUCAGGUCGAGACCGCCCAAGUGCAACUGCCAGGACCUAACUAUCGGACGCAGUUGGCCUUCCGUACGCGGCAUCGCUCCCUCCUGGAUGGGCACCCCAAUGUGGCCGGAUGGCUUCAGCGAGGCAGAGUUCAGGAAAGAGGAGUGCCGCCGUCUGGUCUGGGCUAGCGUCGCGCUAACAGCUAGCAUGAACUCUUAUGUCGCCGUGCUCGACAUCAGCACUCCCGCACCGCUGUGGCUCAAGAACCCCGAACACUACGCGCUGAUGUUCCCAGGGGAGUCGCUUACCGUCUCGGGCACAUUCGUCGCCGCACCCAACGUCUGGACGCUCUACUACCGCACGAUGCUGCUCCUGCACGACUGCGUCCGCAAGCGCCAGGACAUGUCCCUCUCCGGCGCUGAAAUGGCUGACUUCGCGGUCGGCGCCUGGCUCGAGAUCGAUGCGCUCGACCGCGCGCUCAACGAGCACACGUGCAUGCUCGAGCGCAACCUGGGCUUCCAGGCGCGCGAGAUGCUCUUCUCCGCGCGGAUGUGCAUCUCGCACGAGUUCCAGCGGUACAUACCCCAGAUCACCACGCGCGACAACAAGCUCUUCUACCGCGACAAGGCGGAGUCCUGGUGUACGUCCUCCCUUCACCUCGCCGCGCCUUCUGUCAAGGGAGUUGCUCAUUGGACGGGGUUAGCACCUCUUGUGCUCGACCAGCGGCGUCCCGUGCUUAUAUACUGGCACAUGUCCCACGUCAUGAAGGCAAUGAAGCUCUGGGAGGCAGACCACACGCUACUGCUCGCGCUCGAGGCCGCAAAGCAGUUCGGGACGCGCACCGAGUACAUGAUGCUCCACUGGCCCAGCACAAAGCAGCGCGAAACAUGGCAGGCGCUCCGCUUCCAGCUGGUGCAAGCAUGCAUUCAGUGUGGGGUGACGCCUCCCGAUCGCAACUUCCCCACCCCCCUCGUAGACAUCGGCAUGCCGUGA
Messenger RNA from Epithele typhae, 2253 nucleotides. RefSeq lists its product as uncharacterized. The record is from RefSeq and is a predicted model, not a curated record. Gene Ontology annotation, biological process: regulation of DNA-templated transcription. The coding region runs from base 1 to 2253 and encodes 750 amino acids. Gene Ontology annotation, cellular component: nucleus. NCBI's taxonomy places the organism in Eukaryota, Fungi, Basidiomycota, Agaricomycetes, Polyporales, Epitheliaceae. The transcript has 10 exons. Gene Ontology annotation, molecular function: zinc ion binding; DNA-binding transcription factor activity, RNA polymerase II-specific.